AUGUUCGGACGAGUUCCAUCGACGGAUUGCAAUCACUCGAGCACUGGGAUCUGUCCGAAGUAAGUCUUUCACAUUUUUUUUUGUAUUUUAGGUAUCACUUAUAUUGUAUUUUACAUCUGGAAAUCUUUUGGCGAAAGUUACGUUUUCUUUUAGAUGUAACUUGGAGCGAACAUACAACCUAAACUCGACGUCAAAGGCGUUCCCCAUCAAAAAUGAUCGUUUUAUUGUGACGAAUCACUCACAAUCGCCUAAAACAACACCAAUCCUCGAUGUUUUCGACCUCCACUCCAACUCUGGGAGUUUUUCUGGACAUAAUACGUACCUCCCCGACUUCAAGGAGGAAGAUAAGGUAGAUUUUUGUUUUUUUUUGUGAUUUUAGGUAUGAAGUGACUUAAAAUUAUAAUAUUUGUGAUUAAAACGGAGAUCGAGGUAUAAAAAGGUUGUGAGGAACGCUGCGAGCCGCUAGAUCAUCGUGCCUUUUGCUUUAUUAAUUGGGCUGACUAAUUCCUUGGUUUUUUGUUAUCAUAUUCACAAAUCAGGGAGGUGGAGACGAAGAAAAAACUCGUCUCCCACUCCAAACUUUUGAGGAAUUCCGAAUAUUUUUAGUCUGGGGAUCUUCUUCGUUUUUGAUUCUUUUGGUUAUUCCCUUCUCAUACGUUUUGUUAUCGGUCGAUUUUGUUUUGACUUUUGGUAAUUCUUUGUUAUUUUUCAGAUUUUGGGGGAAUUAUGAGGUAAAACAAGGUGUAGCGCAUAGAUUGUUAUCUUUUUUUCUGAAUGGAAAUGUGUUUCUUUAUGUGAAAAUUGUUUUGAAUGAUUAUCUUCGAAGGUCGAUACGUUUUUACAUUGUUUUAGGUGUUUUUUAUAUUAUUUUUAACGUUUUGAUUGAUGUGUUUGCAGGCUGACACUUCGAGUCGAAGCUUUUCGACCAGUUCAAACUCCGAGGUGGGCUCUAAAAGCAUAUCAGUGCAGAAGUCGCGGACUCUGUCUACGGCUUCGUCGUCGGAGUCGGAUCAAAUCUUUAUGCCUUCGGAAGUUCUGGAUGGAACCAUUGAAGAACAAGUGGAAGUUGCAAGUAGAGUAACCUCGAAAGGACAGCAGAAGUAUGAGAAAAGUGUGGAGUCGACAGUAGGAGUGAGGGGGAGCGAUCAGGCGAUUAAUGGCACUAGAAGGUCAAGUACAAGUUCAAAGAUCCCUGAAAAUAGCUUGGAAAUUCACGAAAAUGGAAACAAGAAGAUUCUAAACGGAACGAAAGAGCCGGCUGAGAGUUCGGACGACGGAUUCGAGGCUAAAGAAGAGAUUGGAAUCGAGUUUUCUCCAAAAAUUGAACGCCAAACAUCGGCAAAUGGAUCGGAAAGUGGGAUUGGGACGUUAGAAAGUGGAACCGCAAAUGUGGAAGACGAGGAAGAGGACGAGACUUACACUUCCUUUGAUGCCCUCCAAAAACAACUUGAUCUUGAUGGAGAAGUCGAGGAAAAGGCGGGUUUUUUAUAUUGUGGUAGACAUCUGAUAUUAUAUCGAAUUCUGACAGGCGAAACUGUUUUUUUAUAUGGCCGAACCUCUUGAUUAUUCAUGAAUUGGCUCUGCGGAAGACGUUUCCGACUUUCUGCUCCGAUAAUAAAUCAUGUUUCAGGAUCAGGAAUGCUCCAAAAAUUUGCCUCAAGGUCUUAUUCGGCUGUUCGAAUCCAGUUAUUUCAACAUGGAAAUUGCUCUACAAUAUUUGUAUAAGAAUGAGAGCAUAGAUGUGAUCAUGUAUUUGGGUAUGUCUUUCAAUUUUAUGUUGCUUUUUGAUUUUAGGUAUAGAUGAAGACGAAAGUCAAGAAUAACAUAAUUUACUUGAUGGUUGAUUAUCCAUACCCAUUUUUAGGAAAGGUUUUGCACCGAUUCCCAAACUCUGAAGUGGAUUUCUUCAUCCCCCAACUGAUUUCCAUGUACAUCAACAUGAAUCCAGUUGCUUCGGCCAUCCAUAAUUAUGUAAUAGAACGGUGUAAAACCUCAAUGGAGUUCUCGCUGGAGUGCUUUUGGCUUCUGGAUGCAUACGGAGUGGAUCAGUACAAGACUCAUCAUAAAAAAGCUCAAGGAUUCUUCCUCAAGGAAACGAUUAUCAACGAAUAUAUGAAGAGCCAUCGAAUUCAUCUAAUGAAAAGCCCCGCGGCAUCGGCGGCACUUCAUCAUAGGUCACAGAGUGAUGCUCGUGAGUUUCAAAUAGAGAUUGUGGGUUUUUGGAAUUAGGAUUUGGGUUUCUAAAAUGGUUCGAAAAUUAAAUAUUUUGCACUGGAUAUAAGAAAACGCAAUUUUUUGGAAAAUUUUUACACUUCUUUAAAUAUCUUACUGUAUAAUGUGACAGAAGCAAGGAGUAUCUAUCAGAUUUACCCAAAUUCCAGGACUUUCCGAGGAUUCCCCACCACCUAUGAUCGAAGAACCACAGCCAAGACAGAUGAAUGGAGUAGAUAAUGGGUAUCAUAUGAGGAGAACAGAGAGCACAAGGAGUGUCCGCAGCAUGUAUCAAGGCUCCGCGAUGGCCGAUUUGAGUAGUGGUGAGUAGCAUUUACAUUGAAUUUGAUUUUUCGAUGUUUAGGAAGGGCCUUUGACUCCCGAUGCCGCUGUCUUCAAGCCUCAAAUUCGUCAAUCCCUGAUGUUGCGUGUUCAUGUGGAGCGGAUCAAAAGACCCGACCGGAAAUGGCCUUUGUGGACUCGCUAAUAGCCAUUGGAAAUCGUCUCAAAGACAUCCCAACGAAGGAGGAUAAAUCCAAAAGAUUGGUCUAUGAAUUGUUCUUGUUGAAUCUGAAUCUGCCCGCGAGAGUUUGGCUGCCUCUGUAUGGAACCAACCAUUUUAUCGUCAGGAUUCCGUAUGGAGAAGGAUGUGUCCUCAACAGUAAAGACAAGGCGCCCUACUGCAUCUAUUGUGAAGUUAUUGAGAUCUCCAAUAUUGAGGAUGUAGAAUUACCGCAGAAAAAGGUCGAAUUAGAGGGAGAAGUAAGUCGAUUUAAAUGUGUGGUGGGUGUUAUGACUUGUUCGUUAAGUUUGGAGUAUAAUUUUUGGUUGAAUUUCAGUUCCAUCGUACAAUGCGAACCAAUUCCGCCAGCUCCAUGUAUAAUAUUGGAUCGCCCAAUAACGCCCAUCUAGCCAGUUCGUUUGCCCUUCCAACUCUCAGCCCAGUCGAGGAAGGAGCGGCAGCGAGAAUGGAGAAGCCAAUAGACGCAUUGGACCCCAGGUCCCCAGUGGUUCAAAUGGUUGCACCGACAAUAACAGAACCAGAACAGCAAGACGAUGAUGUGGUAAGUUGAAUUUAGAGGUUUGGAUAUUUAGAAGAAAUUGAAGAUGACAGUUUAUGAGGUUUGAUUACUUUUAGUUAACUCAAUUUGACAAAAUCAUCGAUGAAUCGCUGUCCGUGGCCGACUCUGAUGACUUAUCGUCCCAAUUCUCGGCCGACGCUGAAUUCAGAGAAGAACCGUUGUCGAAAUUUGAAAAGAUCCGGAAUCGACUAGCAGCACUCAAAAGGAGAAGGCGGCAGAGGGUAAGAAUACCAAAAAAAUUAUAGUAUUUUAGGUGUUAAUCAAGUGUAAUAUUAUAUAAUUUUUCUUAAAUUAGUUUUGUAUUUGCUAAAAUGAAUGAUUUUAGAUAGCCCACAGCCCUGAUGACCCCUCAGCGUCGGCAAUGAGUGAGCCCUGGGAGGAGAAACAAGCCAGGAUACGACAGUCCUCGCCUUAUGGAGAUCUCGAGGGAUGGAAGUUAACGCCUGUGAUUAUCAAGACGGGCGAUGACCUGAGACAAGAACUACUCGCAUAUCAACUACUAACAACGUUACAGGUAAGUAAUUUUUUCUUUUCUGGAUUCGUUUUUUAGAAUAUCUGGAGAGAUGAGAACGUUCCUUUAUAUCUUCGACCCUAUAAAAUACUGGUAUGUUCGGCUGAUUCGGGUAUGAUAGAGCCGAUCCCCAACGCCUGCUCCCUCCAUCAGAUCAAAAAGAAUUUGUCGUCGAAGCCGUCCCUGGACGAUGCAGCUCAACCUUAUUCCCCUACGUUGUUAUCGCAUUUCCUCAUAAAUUACGGGUCCAGGCUCAGCGAAAGUUUUCAACAAGCACAACAGAACUUUGUUAGGAGCUGUGCUGCCUACUCGUUGGCGUGCUACUUCUUGCAGGUGGGUUUUGAUUUGAUUUGGGAUAUUUGAGCCAUGGAAAAUGCUUCAAAUAUGCGGAUUUUGGUUUUAAUGGGACACGUUAUUGCCGAAUUGUUGUUUUGUCAUUGGAUUGGUGGCAUUUGUUAUGUACAGGGUGGCCCAAAAAAAUGGAAACUCAUAUUUAUAGUCAUAUUUCAGUUAACUAUCCAAAUUUAGCCAAAGUAAUGAUUAAUAUCAGUAACAUGGAACAUUGUUAAUAACAUGUUCGACCAUUUUCGAAAUAUCUGCCGUUGGCGGCGAUAUAGAGCGCCAAACGUGACUUUAAAUUUUGGGCGGUACGCCGCAGCUUUUUUUCGGGAAAUCGGUCCCGUUCUUGGCUCAGCGAUUAUUUAGCGGUCCCAAACUUUUGUGACGUAUAGUACAGGCGUUCGCCUCUAAUUGAAAAAAAAAAUUUAGUUUGUACGAUCUAGAUCCGGCGAAUAGGCGGCAAUUUUGCAGACGUAGCAAAAUCAGCCGAUUCCUGGCCUCGUGCGCUUUUUGCUUUCUCGGCCGGGGCGGAAUCUUAUGAGAACGUUAAUUUUCUAUCCAUAAAUUGCUACUGAGCCCGCGGAAGCACCACUACCACCAGAAUACCGAUGGUUGACGUUUCGGUAGGUUUUGACAUCUUUAACCACGAAAACCGGGGAUAUCUUGCCUCUGGCGCAAAAUCUUGCCCCAGGCCAUGACGGAAGAGGUUUUGACAGGGUUCGAAGAUGGCGGGUGCUUGAUGACGCUCAACAGUCUAACUCCUGUCAUUCUGGCGUUUGUGGACCUGCUCAAUGUUGAGCUACGUCUCAUCCAUGAACAGGAUCUCUUCUCAUCGCCGAGCAGCGGCGCGGCGCCUGAGUUUUUGACGUCUUUUGAGCCGUACUAACUUGUGGUCUUCCGCAGGGCGCUGAACUUUUUGGAGCCUAUAAGGCUUGAGCUGUUGUACAUUUUAGGCCAUUUGGCAGAUAGCUGUUAUGUUGAUAACGGUCUCUCGCGCAAUAUUUUUCAUGGACACCAUCAGAUUUUGCUUCACUCGCUUUUUGAUGACCUCAAGGUUGGCAGAAGCAUUCAAGGUGCACUUUUUUCGACUUCCCGAACGCGUACCAUUGCGAACUAUUCCGUUGAGUUGUUUGGUGGCUUUUGGCAUGACCGUUUUUGCUACACCGAGCAAUUUAUCAACCUCACACGGUCCUUUUUCUUGCCGAAACAGGUCGGAAAUCGAGGUCCCUUUGUUUGACAUUCAUAAAAAACAUGUUAACCAAGCGAUAUGGGUAUGAAAAUAAAACACCUAGGGCUAAAAAAUACGGAGAAUUUAACGAUGGAAAAAUUAUUUGUCUGCACCUCAAGGUUUUCGCGGCAGGACCCAUGGAAAAAAGUUUCCAUUUUUUUGGGCCACCCUGUAAUCAGCGUAUAAUUUCAGGUCAAAGAUCGCCACAACGGCAACAUUCUCCUUGAUUCUGAAGGCCAUCUUAUCCAUAUAGAUUUUGGAUAUAUCUUGUCGAUAUCCCCCAAGAACCUGGGAUUUGAAACCUCUCCAUUCAAACUGACUCAAGAAUUGAUCGAUGUAAUGGGCGGAGCCAACUCGGAGAUGUUUGCGGGAUAUAAAGAACUCAUCUUUAAUGGAAUGGUGGCUGCCAGGAAACACUCGGAAAGAAUCAUCAGCAUCGUUGAAGUCAUGAGUAAUGGUGAGUAAAGGGAUGUUUAGAGGCUGAGAGAAGGGUCUUAUGAUAGUUGGAGCCGAGUUUUAUAUUGUACUUGACAUUAAUUUGCAGGCUCGCAACUCCCGUGCUUCCGAGGUGGACAGAACGUCCUCCGAUUGCUCAGAGAGCGCUUCCAUCUCGGCUACACGGAACAACAACUCCGUCAGAUGGUGAAUCAACUGGUAGAACAGUCUCGCGACUCCCUAACAACUCGGCUAUACGAUAACUUCCAAUAUUACACUAAUGGAAUCUUCUGA
Molecule: messenger RNA, 6100 nt
Organism: Bursaphelenchus xylophilus (pine wood nematode)
Lineage: Eukaryota; Metazoa; Nematoda; Chromadorea; Rhabditida; Aphelenchoididae
Source: the annotation of a GenBank genome assembly